Molecule: messenger RNA, 1179 nt
Organism: Phyllostomus hastatus (greater spear-nosed bat)
Lineage: Eukaryota; Metazoa; Chordata; Mammalia; Chiroptera; Phyllostomidae
Gene: CD164L2
Product: CD164 molecule like 2
Exons: 6
Coding region: 84-617 (177 amino acids)
Cellular component (GO): cytoplasmic vesicle
Source: RefSeq, a predicted model, not a curated record
UUCCCACACCCUGGCGGAGCCGAGUCCAGAAGGCACGCGGGACACCAGCUCUCCGCGGACCCCCCGUCCCCGCCCCCGCGCCCAUGGCCUUGCCGGGACCCCGAGCCUUACGGGCUGCGCUCUGUGGCGGCUGUUGCUGCCUCCUCCUGUGUGCCCAGCUCGUUGUGGCUGGUAAAGGAGCUCGAGGCUUUGGGCGGGGAGCCCUUCUCCGGAUGAAUGUCUGGCCGGCUGUCCGAGGGGCCUGUGAAGAGCUGAAGCUCUGUGAGCAUUGUGUGGAGGGGGGCAGAGCGCACAACCUCUCCGGCUGCGUGUGGGAGCAAUGUCGUCCCGAGGAGCCAGGACACUGUAUGGACCAAGCUGAGGUGGUCAAGGAAGGUUGUUCUGUCUACAACCACUCAGAGUCGUGUCCAGCUGCCCACCACCACCCCACCUAUGAACCAAAGACAAUCACAACAGAGAGUCCCCAUGUCCCUGAAGCCAACAACCCUGGCUUCGAUGGGGCCAGCUUCAUUGGAGGCAUCGUGCUGGUGCUGAGCCUACAGGCAGUGGCCUUCUUCGUCUUGCGCUUCCUCAAGGCCAAGGACAGCACCUACCAGACACUGGAGGAGAACCAGUAGGUGGUAGCCCAGGCGAGACUUUGGCCUGCAGCUCUGUGGCCUUGGGCAGGACCUCAGCUGUGUGUGCGGUUUGGUUUUCCUCUGAGAAGGGGGGCUGCUUGGAGGUCCCUGUGUGCCGUGUAUGCUGUGGGGCGGGUCACUGCAGCCUCCAUUAAAGUGUUUGCUGUUCCGGCUGCGCCUGUCCGCUGGGGGUGGGGUCCUCAGCCUGGCUGGGGUGAGGCCACCGCCCUGAGCACCCUCUCUGUCUGGCCUCUGCAGAAUCUGACCUCUCAGGCCUGGAUCCCACACUGAGGGGAAGGAGGAUGAAGAGGCUGCCCUCUUGGCCGCCUUGUGGGCACUGGGGGUGGGAAAACCUUUGGCACCAAGUAGUCUCAGCGUGCAAUACCUGGCGCCCCCUCCUGUCCUGGGCCUGGUUCCUGCCGCUGAGACCAUCCUCCAAAUGCCUCCUGUCUUGUCUGUCAUCCCUGUGGGCCCCUUGCAGGACCCCUGCUUGGCAUUGGGCCCGUGCCUGCCUCUUCCCACCUACCCGGCUUGGGCAGCGCCCUCGAAUAAAGGAACUCUC